AUGCCGCGCACAGUUGCAGAAUCGCGUGGAGUGGUAGAGCCCUUCGGCAGCCAUAGUCCUUUCGCAGAACCAGCUUGGUACAACUCUCUCGCCUCUCCCUACUACAAGGACAGCCACCGUGCAUUGAGAAAAUACGCGCGCGAAUAUGUCAAGAGACACAUUGAGCCCUUUGCUGAGCAAUGGGAAGAAGACGGCAUAGUCCCAGAGGAGGCCAGGCGAAGCUUCAUCAAGGCAGGGUUUAUCUUUCAGGAUCUGCCUCCGCAGUAUCGGAAUGGGGUGCCCUUGCCUUGUAAUAUCCCCUAUGACGAAUGGGACAUCUUUCACUUCAUCAUUCUGCAAUACGAAUUGGCCCAGAUCCAUGGCGGCGUGAAUAGUGGCUUGAGUGGUGCAUCAGCAAUCGGUGCUCCUCCAAUUGUUCAUUUCGGCACAGACAAGCAGAAACAAGAAUGGUUACCAGGGAUCCUGAGCGGUGAUGUCUGCUUCUGUCUCGGUGCUACAGAACCCACUGGAGGUUCGGACCUGGCGAAUUUGCGAACCACGGCAAAGAAGGAUGCGUCAGGUAAGUUCUACAUUGUCAAUGGAAACAAGAAAUGGAUUACUAGCGCCGCCAUAGCCACACAUAUGACCACGGCAGUCCGAACAGGAGGCCCAGGGGCAGGAGGUGUAUCUGUCCUGGUGAUUCCAACGAAUUCGCCCGGGCUUUCCAUGCGCAAAGUGAAGAACAGCGGAAACAAUGCGGGAAAUAGCCAGUGGGUGACCCUAGAGGAUGUGCGCGUGCCUGUGGAAAACCUUAUCGGUGAAGAAAACAACGGAUUCGCUACUCUAAUGAAAAAUUUCAACCGCGAAAGGCUUAUGAUAGCCGUCAACGCCAAUUCCCUAGCCCGAAUCUGUUUGAAAGACGCAUAUGGGUAUGCAGUGGACCGUCAGACAUUUGGAAAGCCCUUAAUUACACACCAGACCAUCCGGGCGAAAUUUUCCACCAUCGCUCGGUACCUGGAAUCACACUGGGCGUGGAUCGAGCAGCUGGCGUACCAUAUCAAGGUCAAUAAUGGCGACAUUGAUGAUCUGUCUGCACGCAUAGCAUUGGCCAAAGUCCACGGAGGUCGUUUAUUGGAAAUGGCUAAUCGAGAGGCGCAGCAGAUUUUUGGUGGUGCUGGAUAUCAACGAGGAGGGAUUGGUGGGCGAGUGGAACAGAUCAGCCGAGAUUUGAGGAUUAUGGUUGUUGGUGGCGGAAGUGAGGAAAUCCUCACAGAUCUCGCGACUCCCUCGCCAUUCCGCCUAUCCCGCCGCCAGUCUACGCGCCGUGGUCCACAGUUCGCAACUUCACCUCGGUUCCUUCUCUCCCAACCGCCCAAUGACAUUGACAUACUCGAUGAUGAUGAUUUCAUAUCCACUGCCCCAGUCGCGAGCACUUCUGCAUCACGGCGUAAUGUCGUUCCCCCGCGCUGGAAAAGAGACGUGAUUGAAGAUUACGAUGAAGACGAACUACCCCGAAGCAUCAGUACACAAAGGAGAGGGGAAUUAGCAGAUGAUGCUAUCGAGAGUAGUCAACCAGAAGCUCCCGCAACCCCGGGACUCGUGGACCCAGAGGAGGAGACCGUAUUUGCCUCUAUCGAAGAUGGAAACAAGCGUCGACGCGUCUUGGGACAAAGCUCUCUCACCCAGAAGCUGCGUGAGGACUUGGAUCACACCUCUUCACCAGAGGUUCUGAACCAAGCAGCUCAAGAAUCACCUGCCCCUCAAUCUAGACCUGGAUUCCAACAUCCGAACGUACACGCGACACCUGUGCCAUCGAGACCAGGGGGCAUCGGAACAUCAACUCCAGGUCCUGCGAGCACUCCAUUUCGUAGUAAACCCCGGUUCAUGCUCUCGGGCAGCAGGCCACCAAGUAGUCUGCCUCUUUCGAGCACACAGACACAGGCACCGUCACAAUCUUUAACCCCGCUCGAGAAACGCAAGCCGGCUUUUGUGCUUCCCCGAUCCCCAUCUCCAAAGCCUACGAUAGAAGAUAUCCCGGCGCCAUUCUCGCCUUCUUCGCGCGCCCUUCGUCGUCGGGGAAAACCUCGUGCGGGUGUCUCGAAUUAUUUGCCUGGUGGUAUGGCAGCGGAUGUACGGGGCUGGAUCCUUGAGAUGGGGUCGAAGCGCGAACAGGCACUACAGACUCGAUUACUGCAUGUCAGCUCCGAGGACCGCGCAUCUCAAAUGUCGAGUCGGUAUCUUGUGGCGGCUCGAGUAAUAAGUGUUGAUAACGGGAUGCUUAGUAGCUCAGGUCCACUUGCAUUUAUCAAGGCAGAGGCUGUGAACGAUUCCGCUGAAGAGGGUGCCAAGGUUCUCAAAAUCCUUGCUUUUGGACCUCCUCGCUCUAAACCGCGCACGUCUUCGCGUUCUAUUCCAAUUCACAUCCAACCGGGAGAUUUGUUGGGGUUUCAUCGCGGCUUAGCAUGGAAUAUUGACCUCCACGGCCCUCAGGCUUUCCCAUCUGCUGUAGAAAUGCAGGCGAUUUACUCCCAGGUGGAUGGAGCUGAGAAGUCCAAAGAACGCUGGCUGGUGGCUAUGGAAUGGGACCUGGUGCAGGAAGCUACUUGA
Molecule: messenger RNA, 2586 nt
Organism: Penicillium odoratum
Lineage: Eukaryota; Fungi; Ascomycota; Eurotiomycetes; Eurotiales; Aspergillaceae
Exons: 5
Coding region: 1-2586 (861 amino acids)
Molecular function (GO): flavin adenine dinucleotide binding; oxidoreductase activity, acting on the CH-CH group of donors
Source: RefSeq, a predicted model, not a curated record